Molecule: messenger RNA, 3020 nt
Organism: Colossoma macropomum (tambaqui)
Lineage: Eukaryota; Metazoa; Chordata; Actinopteri; Characiformes; Serrasalmidae
Product: protein phosphatase 1 regulatory subunit 12B
Exons: 8
Coding region: 370-870 (166 amino acids)
Cellular component (GO): Z disc; A band; cytoplasm
Molecular function (GO): enzyme inhibitor activity; phosphatase regulator activity; protein kinase binding
Source: RefSeq, a predicted model, not a curated record
GGGAGGGGAAAGAGUUUAUGAAUGUUGGGGGUGUGUGUUGGGAGGGGAGAGAAAAACAAACACAUACAGAAGCAGAGAUAGAAGGAGUGGAGACAGUUCAUGAAGUAGAGAAGUGGCUCUGCUUGUUUUCAUUUUUCUGUAAUGACCACUGUGCCGUGAGUAGGAAGGACGAUACGAACGCCAGGCAGCUCCAGCACAGGGAACACAGAGACUGCAACUCCUCUGCACUCUUCUCCCCCCCUCUCUCUGACAUUUACACCCACCUGUUGAGUAUGCCCACCCCACUAGCUCUCAUGGUCAUUUCAGCAACAGUUCUCUGAGCGUGUGGCUGCACCCGCUGCCAACCGUCUUGGUCACUUUUUUGGAGAGAUGUCGUCCCUCUACUCACGUAACAAGGAUCUGUCCUCUCGCACCAGGAAAUCUUUGUCGGACUCACCGCCCUCCUCCCCGUCCCCCAGCACCAAAGCCUUCCGACAUGAUAGAACAUCUAGGUCAGAUGGCGGUGGUGUAGAGGGCUCAUCAGAAAGACUCAGCCGUACCAGCUCCUACACACGUAGGGAGAACCGCUUAGCUUCUCUGAAUAAGACCAAUGAUGACUCCGCCAGCAAGGACUACAAGAAGUUGUAUGAGGAUGCGCUGGCGGAGAAUGAGAAGCUAAAAACUCGUCUGGAGGACAGCAAGCAAGAGCUGGCCAAAAUCCGUUCACAGCUGGACAGAGUCACACAGAAGCAGGACAGAAUUUCGGAGAGGUCCAGUGUGUUUGAAUCAGAGAAAAGGGAAAAGCAGGCAUUGGAGAAGAAAGUAUCUGACAUGGAAGAAGAGCUUAAGAAGUCUGCCCCAGUGAGGUUUCGCUGUGGCUACCAGCCCUGAGUUGAUCCUCGGCUGGAGUAAGGGAAAAGGGGGAAAAUGGUUUUGACAGAACUGAAGUCAGAUAACCAGCGACUAAAGGACGAGAAUGGGGCCUUAAUCCGAGUCAUCAGCAAACUCUCCAAGUGAGGUCAGGCCAUGCGUAGGAUACACACCAAGAGACUGGCUGAGCAGCACCUCAUGUUAUUUCUGCCGUUUACACCCACUUUCUACCUUCUGAACUUAAAUGACCAUUUACACUAGAUAAUGGUUUCAAGCUCUUUCUUUCUCUCUCUCUGGCUGUUGGUCCAAACUUGUCUUGAAUGGAGGGAUAUUGCAAAGGUAGAGACCAACGUCAGAUGAACUACCUUACUGAUAAGAUUCCCCAAAAUGUUCCCGUAUAAAAGACUGGCUUUGAUCAACAAUUUUUUGUAGUGGAUUUUUGAGAUCAGUUGUACGCAACUGUAGAUGCCCUUCUGGAGAAUCAUAUAGUGCAAGCUUUUUUCAGCUCAGUCACACCGUAUACAUGAGAAAACUAAGUGAGACAUUACACCAUUUCCAAGGAUGAGCUCCAUUGCUAAAUGGGAAGUAUAGUCACUGUAAUAUCUACCUGUAUAUGGAACUUUGAUGUAUAGGAUUUUAAAACCUUUUUUUUUUUGUCUACUCCUUGUUCAUGUGUAAUUUUGGGGAGGCCAAGAGAGAUAGAUAGAAGAGUUACCUGCUAACUUUGUUCAAUGUUUUGUGGUUUUUUUGUUUGUUUCAAAUAUUUAUGUUUAUUGUUUAUCUAAAAGAGAUCUAAAAUAUUGGGUAUUUAUCAAGCUAAAGUUAAAAAAGAAAAAAAGUUUUCAUAAUUGCAUUACAAGUUUAAAGUGAUAUAAUUUUAAAGCUCACAGCACUUUGUUUUUAAGCUUGUUUAUGGCACAGAUAUAUUUAUCAUAAUGCACUGUAAAACACUAAAUGGGAAGUGGAUUUAUGUAGCACAUGUACUGCUGCCAUCUGCUUUUGUUGUGUGUUCUGGAAUGAGAGAAGCUUAGGUUUCUAGAAUUCUUAAGAAGGAAAAGAAGGAAAUGAAGGAAAACUACCUGUGCUCAUACCACAAUAUUGGUGUUAAAAUAAUGAAAAAAAAACAGCACCAGUCAGAGGUUUGCACACAUCUAUUAUAUUUUCACUGUUCAUUUUAUCUUCGAAAGACAUCAAGAUUUUUUGCAAAUAUUCGUUCUUUUAUGUCUAUUUCCUCUUCUCAGUAAUGGCUUAUUGAUAGCUACACCUCCUUUUACACCCAUAGUUGAAUUCUCACUUGGGAAGGAUGGAACACCUGUGGAGUACUAUUUAUAACAGUUUUAGUGGUCCCUGAGAUCUUGCAGGCUUGUUAGGAGUUCCAUUUCCUUUACAUGUUUUAAUCAUUUUUGAGCUCCAGUUUCAGGAACUGUUUUUCUCUACUUAUUUGUCCUUUGACUUUUCCCCUUCUUAUGCAAGUGGAAUAUCUGAUAUCUAAAUCUCCUCUGACAUAUCUUCUGAAAAAUGAAUAACUUUUACUUAAUGGCUUUUUUGACUAAAGAUGAAGUAUAAUUAAUUAAACAUAAUGAAACAAAAGUCUUUAUAUUGAAAUGUUUUAAAAUAUGAGAAACAUACAUCCACCCAGGUGUCCACACUUGUGAUUGUACAGAUUAGCAUCGGUAUUUCCCAUAUUACAUUACUUAAUCAAUCACUUGUCAGUAAGCCAUUACUCAGUUAUGGACAUGUAGUUGUGCCAUACUAAGGAUUGUUUUUAUUAAAGUACUUUCAGUUUCACUGAUUUUGGUUUAACAUAGAAGAAAGAAGUGAGAAAGCAAAAGUUAAUAACAACAAUAUGAAAACAGAUUAUAGCAACCAUGUUUAGUCUUUUGUUUUACAUUUAUCUGUGGAUUCACAUUCAGAGAAACAGGACAAAUGUAAGUGUAAUCUGGGGGAAAAUGAAUUUGAUGAAUUAGAUUAAAUGAACAAAACAAGCACAGUGUGCAGGUAGUAUGCUGUAAUCUCAUAAUAUAAAAACCCUUGUUGGAAGAACAAAUGGAAGAUCAAUACAUAUACAAUUUAAAACAAAAAAAGCAGAGAUGAAUAAUUUUAAUUAAAAGUCUUUUAUUUUUUUUACCUUGUACAGAGCUGCUAACACAUAUGAUAAAUCUGUAUCGAGA